Molecule: messenger RNA, 1788 nt
Organism: Ectocarpus sp. CCAP 1310/34
Lineage: Eukaryota; Phaeophyceae; Ectocarpales; Ectocarpaceae
Source: the annotation of a GenBank genome assembly
AUGGCUCAUGGCGUGGAUCUUCCCGUGUCAAUCCACCAAGGGGUGCACCCAGAACACCUCGAGAAGGGGACCGCGGGGAUAAUCGACUACUUCAAGAAGCAGCUGUUGUCGAAGUGGUUGAAGUCGACCAAGCUCCUCGUAGUGUGCUACGACCGCCAAGAACUAGUGCCGGCAAUCAAAGGACACGAGCAGCUUGGGAGGACCGAGAAACUUGGAGAGUGCUCUCGGACCUUCGACCCGAAGUCAACGGAUCCGGUUCCUUCGUUACAGUGUGGGUCAUGGCUUCGAGCCGAUGGUGUAAAUGCCGAGGAUGUAGGCCUCGAUGGGGUCGGUAGCAGGAUGGCGCUUGCAGAAACAGUACUACUCCUACACUUUCGAAACGGAACCGGCCCGAUCCCUGACGUCGAGCGGCAUCGUGGGCCAGACAUCCGCGAGGCGGAGCUCUGCGUGAUACACUUCAUCGCCCGGGCGAAGGCGUACUGGGGCAAAAAGUUCGACAAGUGGGUCGUUUCAUCAGAAGACACCGACCUAUGGACGAUCAUUUUACUGGCGAUGACCACUGGUUGGCUGACGCCUCGUGGCGAGGGGACGGUUGACUUGACCGUCCAUUGGGUCGUGGGUGGCGAGACCAAAUUCCUGUGGAUGAACAGAAAGUUCGUCAGAAUCUGCGAACUCCAGGACGGAAGCGAAUCCGCGUGGCCGCCUUUGACCUUCAGAAGCUGGAGGCCCACGGACGCCGACAAGGUGCUCGCUCUGAAGAGCGUGCGGACGGAGGGUUUGUUCGACAAGCCGUUGUUCUUCGAGGACCAGGACGGCUCGUGGGCCGUAGAUAUCGACGAAUGCGCGAAACUUUUGGCCACACUGUUUGUCUACAACUUGAUCCGCUACGCCAUCCUCCAACUCCCCAAGAAGAAGACGACAGCCACCUGUCCGUCUUAUUUUGCCUUACGCAUGCAGGCAGAACGGGGUAACGCCAUCUUCAGGUACUGGCAGAAUGGCCUGAGGGAGACCAUGCCGGCGACCGAGUUUGCCGGCAAAGGAUGGGGCGUCGACCCACGAGGAAAGGGGAGCAACGGCGACGAACUCACAGCCGGGAACUGCGUGCUUCGGUUGUCCGAGUAUUCGUACAUCGGCCCUGACCGAAAGACAGUCACGUUGGCGUGCGGUUGCAAUCCGGAAAUGUACCUGUGCAACAGGUGCAGGUGCAAGGACAGGAAGUGCUCGCUCGCUUGCGGCUGCAGAGGUCUUUGCACCCUCCGUUGGGCGGUGCCGGCACCCGUGCGAGCAGGGGGGAUGUCUGCGUCCCGUCCUACGGUGGAUGCUUCUCAAACUGGGCCGAUCGAGGGUGUCGCCCGACCCCAACCACCCAUCGACACUCGACCACAGCCAUCCGGGCUUGAUGCCAAUGCCAUGGCACUCUUUGCCGCCUCUAUGAAGCAGCACGAAUCGCACGGAGCGGAACAGAACGACGAGGAGACGGGGACUACGGAGUCACCUGCGAGCAAAGGCGUUUCCUCCGGCGAGGCCGCGGAUUCGGAGAACGACGAGCUGGAGGGCCCUGAGUCGGACGAGAACAGCGACGGUUCGGUCGGUGCACUCGACGACUUGAUCAAGUUGGAUUCCGACGAAUCUGGCUCCAGCGAUGGGGAAUCUGACGUGUUGAGCGAGAAGAGCGUCGACCAGGCCUGGAGUGACGGAGACACAGAUGAUGGUGUUGGGAUCUCGUACUCGACGCCUGGAACUGAGAUCUGGCUACUACUUCAGGCAGGUGCGUGUUACGUUCAUUGA